UGAAUAUAUUACAUGUCAACAUCAUAAUGAAGAAGAAAGGGAUGCUGCAAUACGUUCUUGCGCAUAUUGGAAAGUAAAGAAAAGAAGCUUGAUCAUGUCCAACUGUGAUCAGGACACUGUCUUGGCCAAGUGAAGAGUUUCCAGAUGGACUCCAUAAUGGCACUUGGUACCAUCUUUAAGAAGGCGACGACUUUGCUUGGCAUUGGUACAGAUCAUCUCAAGCCCCCGCCUUUAGAUGGUGAAAUCAUCUACUGUAAAAACAAUGUCUGUGUUCAUCCACCUGCAACACUGGCUAUGGAAUCUGAAGAGCAUCAUCCUGGAUACCUGACCUUGAGAUCACAAAAUGAUGAAGAUAAAAAUGGGCCAACUUUGAUCUUGACAUGGAUUCCAAAUUCUUCUUUGAAAAAGAAUCCUAAGAGUAUUGAGAGCCCAAACAGGUCUUAUGCCACAACACCAAGUCCAAAGAGGACCCCCAGACAGGAGUAUGCCCGCAAAAAGGUCACCACUCCCUCCCCGAGCAGUUCUCCCCGAGGUUCAUGUGUAUCUAUGGGAAGCGAUGCCUAUGAACAGUAUUAUAUGGACAAAGGCCCUGUAAAAAGCAAGAAGAAACAGAGCAUUGACAAUUCCAGCAUGAACUCGGAGAUUUCUAUGGGGUCCAGGGAAGACUGUUUGGACAGCUGGUCCCAUGCAGAGGAAAUUAAUAGGAAAUUAAGCACUAGUAAUAAAUCACAAACAGAUUCGGGUAUUGAUACAGAGGAUGUUGUGCAAAAUAAUGAGAAAAAUAUUCCCAAAAAAUGUCAGACUGUUGGCAGAAAUGUUAAUGACUUGCAUGUUGACAAAGAAAGUAACAGUGAAUGUAAAACGGACAACCGAAACAGCACAGAGGAGGACAUUUCUUCAUCUGACACAACAGAUGGCCUCACUGCUGAGGAACAACUUGCAGCUAUGUUAAAAAGGAACAAACUUCAUGCCAAAGCCAGGGAGAGGUUAGAGUCGAAUAAGUCAGUUAGCAUCGAAAUGGAUGGUGAUAACUUAGUUGUUGUUACAGAGGAAAUUGAUGGACCACAGUCGUCUGUGAACAUGGAUAAAUACAUUACCGACAAAAACAUAAAUAAAAAUGAGAGUAAGUUUGAUACAAGUUCAAGUUCGCAGUCAACAGAUGCUGAAGGAAUAAGUCUGAGUUCAGACUCAACACAUCCGAGUCCAUCAGGUGCUCAUUAUAACAGAAUGAUUGAUGAACUUCGAGAGAGUGUUUCUGCCCAAGAUAAUGGCUCUAGUACAUGUGACAGCUCAGAAACAAUCACAGAGGUCACAGCAAAACCCACAAGGACUAAUGUUCCCAAGGAUCUGAAUUUGAAUUCCAAUGCCAGUAGUGAUGCUUAUUGCUCUGUUCCAUCUUUAACAACUCCUGACAUAUCCGUGACACGGUGUCGGCAUUCAUCUUCUUCUUCAUCCAUGACAUCUGGGCCAGACUCCGAGCCCCCUAGUGAUGGGGAAUCUCCUCCUUUGUUCCCAACAUGGAACAAGUCCCCAGACUCACCAAGCAGUGAGGGAUCUGUCCAAGUGUCCCACAACCUGACAUUUCCUCACAAUUCUGUGUCAUACUCUUUGGGUUUCCAGGAGAGAAAGAGUGCCAAGGACCAAAUGUGUGGUGUCUUCUCUGUGGAUUUGGGUCAGAUGAGGUCACUAAGGCUGUUUUACUCAGACCCAUACUGCACCAAAGGACAAGUGGUGAUAGCCAGCAGGGAAAGCCAGUACAAAAUUCUACACUUUCAUCAUGGAGGACUCGACAAACUGGCAGAAAUCUUCGAGGACUGGAACCUGUUUGCCAAGAUGAAAGAUAAGCAAAACAAGGAAAGCGAGGGUCAAUACAAACAGUUUCUCAUAGUGAGGCCACAAGUGACAGACGAGCAGUGUCAUCCCGAGGAAGGCAUUUAUAAUAUGGUGAAUGAGGAGGAAUGGAAGAUCCACAUGACAACCGAAGGAAGAAUAGUGGAAGACUACCAACUCAGAAAGCACAUAUUCUUUGGAGGACUAGACCCACACUUAAGACAUGAGACAUGGCCAUUUCUCCUUCAUUAUUACCCUUGGGAUUCUACGUUUGAUGAGAGGGAGGCCUUCAGAAAUGAUCGAUACAUUCAGUAUCAAGACAUCAGAAAAAUGAGGGAAGAUAUGACUCCUCAAGAGAAAGAACAAUUCUGGAGGAAGAUACAGUCCACUGUAGAGAAAGAUGUUGUCAGGACCGAUCGUAGUCAUCCAUACUUCAAAGGAGAUGAUAAUCCUAAUAUUGAGGUCUUACAGAACAUUUUGUUGAACUAUGCGGUGGCCAAUCCAAACAUGGGUUACACACAGGGCAUGUCUGAUCUGCUAGCUCCUGUCUUGGCAGAAAUCCAGAAUGAAGUGGAUGCCUACUGGUGCUUCACUGGUCUGAUGCAGGGGACCAUAUUUGUUAGUUCUCCAAAGGACAGCGACAUGGACAAACAACUGAAUUACUUGAGGGAGCUACUCAGAUUGAUGGAGAAUGAAUUCUAUUUGCACCUGAAACGGUUGGGAGAGGAUGCAUUGGAACUGUUAUUUUGCCAUAGGUGGAUAUUGCUGUGCUUUAAGAGAGAAUUUCCCGAGACUGAUGCCCUUAAGAUCUGGGAGUCCUGCUGGUCACAUUAUCAGACUGACUAUUUCCACCUUUUUAUUUGUGUGGCCAUUGUUAGUAUCUAUGGUGAUGAUGUCAUAGACCAGGGCCUUCCCUCAGAUGAAAUACUUCUGCACUUCAGCAGUCUUGCCAUGCAUAUGAAUGGUCAGCUUGUUCUAAGAAAGAUAUAAACAUUCAUGAUGAGGAUGUCAUUGUUUCUUAUUAACUUUUUCUAGAUAUCUAAUGGAUUUUAAAUAUUGAUGUGCAUACCAUUAAUAUUUAUAGGCAAGAGGUCUGCUGCAUCACUAUCGAAAACUACCAAGAAUUCCUUGCACAUUGCAUGGCUUGUGCUCGCUAUGUGGGCCGGGAAUGUGGGACAGUGGGCAUGUACCCAUAGUGGAGUGUGUGGGCAAUCACAAAAAUGACAUAUGCCCUUAUAAUAGCAACCCAGGAUCUCCUGUGCAUCCUGUUUACUGAUCAAUGAAAGGCCAUCUACAACAUCCACAACCACUAGUUCAUAUAAGUGAAUUAUUCUCAUGUAUACUGUAUACAAUGGGAAAUUUUGUCACAUGUAAUUUUCACCCUAAUGCAUGUAAAAUGAUUUCAGCCCAUUUCAAAUUGCCUAGAGUUAUCUUUCAAAACAUAGAGUUAUAUAAUCUUUAUCAAAUUAGUUCAAUUUUGAAUUUGUCUACAAAGGAUGAGGGCAAAAAUAGAUGGGGUGAAAUUUUUCCAGUAUCAUGAACCAAGUAAACACAUCAUAAAAUGUGUAAAGUUUACUUUGAAAUUGCCCAAUCAAAGAAUGUUCUUUAAAUAUGUUCUUUUUGAACUAAAACAAAUGUUAAACAUUGAAUAUGUGUUUAGCAGUGACAGAUUGAUAUGUCGAACCUCUUAAUUCACAAACCCCCUUAUCCAAAAUUUAUGAAUUUGCUUUAUCAAUACAUGUGUAUAUAUAUUGUUAUGCCAGUGUUUUGUUCUAUUGUGUUAAGAGUUAGGUCCUUAUCCUCAAGUAAAGAGAAAUGUAUCUAUUUUUUGAUUCCCAAACUGUAAUGAUGCUAAUUUUUUGCAGUCAGCCAUGUUGUCUUUCUCACACACCAGUUUCUUGGGUGUAUGUUUACUCUCAGUUAAACCCCUUCAUGAGCCUUAUUGACUUUUAGAUGCAUAUUAUCAGUAGAUUGAAUGAAAAAAAAAAUAUGUCAUAAAAAAUUCUGCCUAAUUAAGAUCCACAUUGUUCGCUUACCUGAAUUAGAGACUCUAGUGAGUUUUAGGAUCAAAUUUUGCUUGUUCGUUGCGGUGUUGUUAACUUUUCUUACUUUUUAAUUCUUUGGUACAAUUUCAACCAAAGUUUGGUGAGCAGGAUUCCGUAUUCUUCAACUGAGGGGUCAUGGUUGUAUUAUCAUGUAAAUUCUGUUUGAUUAAACCAUGCUCCCCAGGGCAAGGAUGGUGCCACAAUAGGAAUUUAAAGUUUUUCAAUGAAAGGUAUUGAGGAAAAUCUUUAAAAAAUCUUCCUCUCAUGAACCAGAAGGGUACAGUUUAUCAAAUUUUGUUCAAAUCAUAACUCCAGCCCAAAAGAUUUUCUGUAGAAAACACAUUGGAAUGUAAAUACGACUACAAACUGUUUGUUUUUUUCUGAAUGAUCAGCGUUGUGGCCCAUUGGCCUCUCAUUCAUAUUGGUGAUUGUCAGGCAAACUGAGAAUUAACACAAGAAAACUAGAUGUUUUAGGAUUGUGACUCUCAAUGAAUUCCCUAUCAGGGAAACCUUCCUUGAACAGAGUCUACUAGAAAUGCUACUUCGUUGCUGUAGCCUUAUUCAGAUUCUGAAUUUAUCAAACUGUACAAGAAAUAUCUGACAAUGCCUUUGCCAGAGCAAUGAAAAUUCAUGAAGUAGUCGCGGCUGCCUCCAUUUUAGGAUGUAUGCGUCAGCUGGUACAUGUAUUGCCUGAAUUCAGUUGAUCAGUACGCUUCCUGCUUCACUACAUGUAACAAAGUGUAAUAGGCUGUGACAUCAUAGCUGCAUUGCAUGUCAUUUACUUUUAGCCCAACCUAUAACAAAAACAACAAUUUGAUUUUGAUAAGAGUAAUUCUUAAAAAUCUUUGCAAGCUUGAGCAAUGGAGAUCACUGAUUGGCUAGUUUUACCACAUAAGUUCUUUGCUUUUCUAAAAAAUCAAUAUGGCUGAUGCAGGGAUUCUGCAAAGGGUAAACAGACUGAGACUCUGGUUUGUGAGAAAGCUUUCAAGGUGUUGCUUUAUUACUUUGUUUAUGUUCAAACUAAGAAACUAAGAUCUCUCAUUCAAAUAAAUGAAUUUGUAUAUUUUGGGUAAGGCGAAGUGAAUUUGUUUUAUUUUGAAAUAGUGCAAUAUUCAUGUAUGUGUGUUAUUCUGGUAGAUGUUAAGUUGCCAAGUAGAUAUUACUCCUGUGAUUAUAUAGUGAUGUAGACCCAAAAGUUGUAUAUUUAAGGGACUAGGUUCUGGUGCUGUCGAAUAUCACAUUGUUUUAUGGCAUUAUUUAUGUUAAGAAGUCGUUUCCUUUAUGAUAUAUGUAUGUCAUUGCAUCCCAUUUAAUAUACGUAUAUAUGUUAGCUAUGAAAUAGAAUACAUGUACAAACAUAUUUACAUUUGUGAUAAAGAAAUAAUAGAAUAAUAAGAGGGUCUGGAAAAUUAUUGGACAGGUUGAAAAUGAUAGUUUGAAUGUAUAAUUCUUUAAAAACAGCUCUUGGCAUAUAUAUGUGUUAUGGGUAACUUGUACCUUAAUUUUCUGACAGUAGUAUCGGUUUUUUCCCCAGAGGCAAUGGCUUUGACCUUUCCAGUAAAUCGACCAAUCACAGUCUCAUGUUCUUUAGAAAAAUUAUGAAUUUCCAUACAAUAGUACAAAAUCCUCAUUGACUUUUAGCAUAAUUUUUGUGUGGAAAUAAUGGGUUUAUUUGUCACUUCUUAGUAAAGUUUAAAAGCAAUAUAUUGAAGUUUAAUCUUGUUACCAGGGUAAAUUGAUUAUAUCUUGUAUCUUUGCUAAACAUAAUAGGGGGGAAACCAAUAAGUUUAAAUACUUUCUAUGAAACUUUAAAUCCAUGAUGUUGUGUUGUUUUUGUUUUCAAGAAAUCCAGUAGCUAAACCCAAAUGGAAGAGGCAUUAUGCUUGUUUUUUGUUUUUUAUUAUAGUUUUAUACCAACCUCCACCCCUUCAAUACUAGAAUAAGAUUGUCCAUCAUUCCAUUGAGAGGUUGGUUUCUAGGCCUUCAAAAGUGCUUACCCUUUACACCUGGAGUCAUUCUUCACUCACAGAAUCACCAUUGAUGACCCCUGUUGAUUUUGUGGUCAAAGGUCAAGCAGACAGGGUGAUAUAGGAAAAUGGUUUCAUGGCCAUAAGUGAGUUCCCUUUUCUCUUGAAAUCACCAAACUUUAUACACGGUUCACCAAGGGAUCAGGAAGACAUUUAUCUACUUCUGAGUCAAAAAGGUUAAAGGUUAAGCAAAAUGGACUCCAUGACCACUCUAAUGGAAUUAUUCAAACAAAAUGACAUGCUAAAGUGUCUAUGUUAAAAUUGACAUAUUACCCCACAAUGAAACAAAUAGUAGAACAGUUUGAAGUGUUUUGAUUCAUGAUAGAGUAGCAUUUACUGAUGAAGUGCUUAGAUAAAAUGCAUUUAGAUACAUGUACAUUGAAUAAAGUGUUACCCUGUAGAAUUCCAAUUUAAAGUUAUAAUUUUAACUUGCUGUCUUUCUCGUGAUGAGUUUCAAUAUUUCAUUUGUAGAUCUGUGAUAUUUUUCUGAUAUUAUUUAUCUAACUCAAUCUAACAUAACAAUAUGGAUGUAUGCAUUUGUUCAUUCAUUUUCAGUUAACUAGAGCUUAAAAGUGGGCUUUUGUGAUUGAAGUUUGUCCGUUACAUGUCAGUUUAUUCUCUGUUCACUUUUAAAAAACUUCUCAGCACAAUGCAUCUUUGGGUUAUGGGGAUAUUGGUUUUAUUAAUAUUUUUUCCAAGGGAAAAUUGUGAAAAAGAGUGGGAUGUUUUAAAUAACUUCCUUCCCAACAAUUAUACAGUACCAGAUAUGCCCAAAUUUGGAUGAGUUUCUUUAUGUAAUGAAAAUCAAUUUAUUCUAUCCAUGACUCUCCAGGCCAGAGUGGGGCAACAAUAGAGGUUCAAAUUUAACCUAGAAAUUUAUAGGAAGCUCUCUUUUUGAAAAUCUACUCAAGAACCACAUUGAUACAAUUUGUCACAUUGAUACGCAAGCAAGCAUCCUCAUGUACUGUAAAUUCUUCUCUUUUUUUCACUUCAUGAACCAACCCCCAACCCCCCUCCCCAGAUUCAGGUUAGGGCCAGUAAUGGGGUUUGUUUAGAAAUAUGAUAGGAAAUUUCUUCAAAAUCUAAAACCAUAAGGAUGCAAUUUGUGACAUUAAGAUUCAAACACCAUUGUGUAGAUAUAAGUUUGUUCAAACUUUAACCCCAGGGCCAGAGCGAAGCCAAAAUAAGAGUUAAGUUUUACAUUGGAAAAUGCAACUGCUCAGGUGAACAAUGUGGCCCAUCAUGCCACGGGUCUUUUGUUUGUUUUAGUUACCUCUGCCAGGUUUUCUUUUCACCCUGUUUGUUCAUUUGUUAGAUUGUUCUCAAGAUAUCUCUAAAGGUUGUAAACUUAUUUUAGUGAAUUGAUUUUGGUAGAAAAUAUUAAGAAAUUGCAAUGAUAAUCUUUUUUGAAAGAAUUUUUCAUUGUUUACCAUUCACCUAUAUUACUUAAUAAUAUUAGUUAUCCACUGGAAGGUCUUAUCAGGGGUGUACAGGAAUUUACCUGUGAUUGUACUGUAGUACUGUAAAUACUUUUUAUCCGUGUAUUGUUAACUUCAUUUUCAUGCAAACUCUCCAGGUGUCACUAUUAAAUUUGUAUGAUAUAUUUACCGUAGUGAUGAAUGAAAUGAAAGUUAGCAAAAAUUUCAUCUUGCAGAUAAAUCUGUUAUGGCAAGAUUGCGGAAAUGACGCCUCACUAAACAUAAGUAAUUUACAGUACAUAGGUGAUUUUCAAUACACCUGCAGUUCCCUUGGGAGACUAACUAUCAAAUUACAUGGUAAAUUAUAUGAAUUACUACAAGAUAUUGUUGCUGGUAAAGUAAAUAUCUGCAUACAAAUUUCUGUAAUUUGUUUUCCCUCAGAUUCUACAGCGUAGGGUAUGUGUUCUAUGUGCACAAUUGAUUUUUUGAUAAUUUAAUUCUACAUUCCAGCAUUUAUUACAUUGUGUUCAUUUGUUACCUCAGUUUUAACGUAAAACGUAAUGCUAUUUAAAGUCGAGUUUAUACACAUACAAAUAACACAAGCUCUGUAGAGCUGUUUACUGACAUUGUGGGGUUUUAUCACUUACAUCCACUGACAUUGUGGGGUUUUAUCACUUACAUCUACUGACAUUGUGGGGUUUUAUCACUUACAUCCGUGCAUUUUCCAGAAAAUAUUAGCUGCUGUGCAAUACUUGAUAAAGUUAAGGGUUGUAUAUUUGACUGUUAUUUAUGUGACGUGCGACAACCUAGUUGGCAUUUUAUGUGACUUGCAUUUAUUAUAAAUUAUACAAUAGUUGAAAUAUCUCUUUAUCUAGAGACUACACUUACUUUUUUAUGUAGAUGAAAAAUUGACAGUAAAAUGAAAGAUUGGUGUUUCAACAUGACAUAUAUUAAAGCAUAUACAAUUACAGCUAUAUUUUUUUCAGUCUCUGUGAAGUGAAUCUCGUGGACUGCUGUGUAUUGUCUGUCAAUAUAAGAUCAUGUCUAGUAUUCAUUGUUGUUGUUUCAUCUUCAUUAUAAUUAUGUACAAUUUAUUUCAGAAAAUAAAAAUUGGUGUACAAAUUUC
Molecule: messenger RNA, 8446 nt
Organism: Ostrea edulis (European flat oyster)
Lineage: Eukaryota; Metazoa; Mollusca; Bivalvia; Ostreida; Ostreidae
Product: TBC1 domain family member 16-like
Exons: 11
Coding region: 145-2820 (891 amino acids)
Biological process (GO): activation of GTPase activity
Cellular component (GO): early endosome
Molecular function (GO): GTPase activator activity
Source: RefSeq, a predicted model, not a curated record